AUGCGUCAAGUACUCGCCUCAUUCUGGGGGGAGUUUUGUAUAGCGUAUCUGGAUGAUAUCAUCAUAUUCUCACAUUCGUGGGAGGAACACCUGGUACAUUUAGCCAAAGUUCUCGAAAGGAUCCAAAUCUUUGGUCUCACAUGCAGCCCCGCCAAAUGUCAUUUUGGACACACCAGACUUCCGUAUCUCGGUCAUGUCGUUUCGGCAAACGGAAACGAGGCACAACCAAAACACAUCGAAGCUAUUCAAAAUGCUUCACCUCCAAGAAACCGGAAACAACUAGCUUCCUUCUUAGGGACGUGUAAUUGGCUAAUGGAGUACGUGCACCAUUACUCAGAAUUAACGGCCCCUCUGACGAACCUGUUGUCCGUAAAAAAGCCCUACAAAUGGACGGAAGUGCAUCAGGAGGCUUUUGAAACAGUCAAAGAAGCCUUUAAAGAACCUCCAGCCUUAAGUCGUCCUGACUCACAACUCCCCUACGUACUCCAGAUUGAAACAGGUUCACUUGGUAUGGGAGCUGUCCUGUUCCAAGAAACUCAAACUGGAUCAUCUCGUACGGUAGUGCAAAGUUUCAACCCGUGGAAACCCGUUAUCCUUUAG
This is a messenger RNA of Leptopilina heterotoma, 600 nucleotides long. RefSeq lists its product as uncharacterized. The transcript has a single exon. NCBI's taxonomy places the organism in Eukaryota, Metazoa, Arthropoda, Insecta, Hymenoptera, Figitidae. The record is from RefSeq and is a predicted model, not a curated record. Bases 1 to 600 code for a protein of 199 amino acids.